This is a messenger RNA of Mauremys reevesii (Reeves's turtle), 2087 nucleotides long. RefSeq names its product DLA class II histocompatibility antigen, DR-1 beta chain-like. The record is from RefSeq and is a predicted model, not a curated record. Bases 74 to 1693 code for a protein of 539 amino acids. NCBI's taxonomy places the organism in Eukaryota, Metazoa, Chordata, Testudines, Geoemydidae. Gene Ontology annotation, cellular component: MHC class II protein complex; membrane. The transcript has 9 exons. Gene Ontology annotation, biological process: immunoglobulin production involved in immunoglobulin-mediated immune response; antigen processing and presentation of exogenous peptide antigen via MHC class II; positive regulation of T cell activation. Gene Ontology annotation, molecular function: MHC class II protein complex binding.
CGGAGCUGGGCAGAGAAGGUCUCAGUCUGGGGGGGUCCUGACGAGUUUCCAGGUCUCUCCCUCCUGAGCAGCGAUGGGGGCGGGUCGGAUCCUGGGGGCCGGGAGCCGCUGGGCUGGGGCUCUGCUGGUGACACUGACGGUGCUGAGAACCCACCUGGCUCAUUGCACGGAGCCCCCAAGGCGGUUCGUGAUCCAGUUCAAGGCUGAGUGUCAGUUCACCAACGGCACCGAGCGAGUCCGGUUCCUGGGCCACUACAUCUACAACCAGCAGCAGUUCGUGCAGUUCGACAGCAAGGUGGGGGUGUGGGUGGGGGAGACGGAGGUGGGGCGGCGCUGGGCCGAGGGCUGGAACAAGGACCCGGCGAUCCUGGCAGACACGCGGACUGCAGUGGACAAGUGCCGGCACAACUACAGGGUGGACAAACCUUUCACCGUGGACAGGAGAGUUCAGCCCAAGGUGAAAGUUUCCCCCACGAAAUCGGGGUCCCAGCCCCACCCCCACCUGCUGGUUUGCUCGGUGACGGGGUUUUACCCCGGGGGGAUCGAGAUCCAGUGGCUGAAGAACGGGCAGGAGCAGACGGCCGGGGUGGUGUCCACGGAGCUGCUCCAGAACGGAGACUGGACCUUCCAGAUCCUGGUGAUGCUGGAGAUGAGCCCCCGGCGCGGGGACGUCUACACCUGCCAGGUGGAGCACAUCAGCCUGCGGGGGCCCCUCGCCGUGCACUGGGCCUCCCCUCAUCUCCCCCCAGCAUCUCUCACCUUCCGGGUGCUUAAAACCACCGUCUUCCACAACGCCAGCUCCACGGACAUGUGGGGGACGGCCCUGCUGGGCGACCUGGAGACCCACUCCCUGGCCUGCAGCACCUGCGAGAUCCGCUUCCUGCAGCCCUGGGCCCAGCAGGGCCUGACCCCGAAGCAGUGGCAGGACCUGGAGCUGCUGAUCCAUCGCUACCUGGCCGACUUCUUCCGUCUGGUGAACAAAGUGGUUCAGGAUGGAGGAGGGGGCUACCCCUUUGUCACCCAGGUCUCCUUCAGCUGCGAGCUGCAGCCCAACGGCACCUCGAGGCGACUCUGUGACGCUGCGGUGGACGGCCAGGACUUCAUCAGCUUCGACAUGGACACAGGCAAAUGGGUCACUCGGCAGGGGGACAGGCUGGGGAGCUACGUCCAGGAUCUUAUCAGCCGGGAUACGAGCAUGUCCACCCUGUUCCCGUUCCUCCAGAGAACAAUGUGUGUCUAUGGGAUCGAUACCUUUGCCCAGCACGGGAGAGAGUCUCUGGAGAGGCAAGAGCGGCCGGUCGCCGUGGUGUUUGCCCGAGCGCCUCCCCCAGCCGGGACCCCCGCGCCGGUACUGCUGGUUUGCCGGGUCACCGGUUUCUACCCCCGGCCCGUCCGCGUGGCCUGGCUGCAGGACGGGGAGGAGGUGGUGCCGGGCUGGUGGCUGAACUCCAGCGGGAUCCUGCCCAACGCGGACCUGACCUACCAGCUGCGCAGCUCCCUGGGCGUGGAGCCGGGCGCCGGGCACAGCUACGCCUGCCAGGUGCAGCACAGCAGCCUGGGGGGCCAGAGCCUGCUGAUCCCCUGGGAGCAGAGCAGGCCCUGGGGCCCCGGCCUGGCCGUGGGCAUCACCCUGGGGGUUGUGGCCGUAGCCGCCGUGGCCGUGGUGCUGUGGCGGAGGAGACGCAGAAUGUGAUGAGUGUUUCCUCCUGCAUUGCGAUUGGAUGUUCCUGUCCCAACGCUCUGUGCAACGCGAUCCUGUGUUGCGUGUGACUGAGGAACGGGCGUGUUAGAGGAUAAGUGGAUAGAGGAUGAGAAGAACAAUUUAAGAAAACAAGCACUCGUCAAAGGACAAUUCAGCACCACGGUGCAGAACUCGCUGGUCCCAGUGAAGGAAAAUCAUUGUAUAACCAGGGGGCCUUGCCAUGAAACGUUGGGUUCGUCCUGCCAAGACUUCCCCGGAGCAUCGUGUCUCGACCGACGGGACCCGGCUCCUCCCUACCCACAAUCAGCCCAGCUGGGCACUAGGCUGAUCCGGACUCUGGACUGGUCACUGUAACAUCGACUGGCGGGACCGUGCGUGUGUGAUU